AUGCCGGCUGCGCGCCCCCGGGCUUCUUUUGAGCCCAUCCCACCAGACUUCGACGUGCGGACUUUUGUUGAGAACGCCGACAACUUCCAGUAUGUCGACCGCACAUCGUAUGAGAUGAUUGCGAACAAUGGCGUGGAGGCGUUUGAGAAGCUUGUUCUGUUACACGUAAUCAUAGGCGGUAAGCCUCUGGUUAUUGAUGGUUUUGACGAGGUGCUGGAUCCCUGGACCUUUACUCCCUCGUGGCUACGCGACAACCAUGGCGACAAAGUUGAGAAUGCAACCAACCUCUCUACAAAAGAGAUCAUCCCCCUCACCAUCAAGCAUUACCUCAAGCACCUGCCCAAGUUGACAGAGCAGUUUUUCGAUGCACCCGACCGGUACCUUGACAAGAAGAGACAGCGGAUAUACCUGAAGGAUAUUGACUGCCCACAAGUAUGGCAAGACAAACUCAAGGAUCAUAUCCCAGGGGGGCUGUUCUACCUCAACGAGAGCACUGGUGAGCCUGGCGGCCCUGGCGCAUUAGAUGAGUUUGGCGGGCGCAAAGGUCGUGGCAUUGGACGAGCUGGAGACCUCAUGAGCAGUCUACCGCCUGAUAUGCGUGCUGAAAACCUCAUGUGCUAUAUCGGACAUGAAGGCACCUACACGCCUUCACACCGAGAAAUGUGCGCGUCCCUCGGUCAGAACAUUAUGGUGAACGCCUCCACCACCAUCAGCGAAGAUGGCAAGACAGAGCGCCCGGGUUCGUCCAUCUGGUUCAUGACUGAGAGCAAAGACCGCCACGUUGUCUCGGAGUAUUGGCUCUCGAUAUUGGGCCACGACAUUGAGGUGGAAAACCAUUUUGCACAACUCAUCGCUUGGAAAAAGGCACCGUUCCGGACUUAUGUUGUAGAGCAGCGACCCGGAGACUUCAUCCUGAUCCCGCCACUAGCGCCCCACCAAGUCUGGAAUCGCGGCACCCGUACCAUGAAGAUUGCCUGGAACCGUACGACUGUAGAGACUCUCGAACUUGCUUUGCAUGAAGCGCUGCCCAAUUCGCGCGUCGUCUGCCGUGAUGAGCAAUACAAGAACAAGGCCAUCAUAUACUACACCCUUCUCAAGUACUCAAAUCUGAUCAAGUCCGCUCGCGCCCAGGUCGAAGCAGGUGGUGAGCAAGCCGAGGCGAUUCAGCGCUCGAGCAAGAUCAAGCAGAUCCAGAAAGACUUCAAACGGCUUUUUGACCUAUACAAGAUCGUUCUUCUAUCAGAAAUGUUUGCGCCCGACUCACGAGAACACCCGGAAUUCUUGCCCUAUGACAGCAACGUCACGUGCGCCUACUGUCGAUGUAACAUCUUCAAUCGCUUUUUGAGCUGCAAGUCUUGCAAGAACCUGUUUAGUACUGAGAUAGAGGAACCCUACGAUGUCUGCAUGGAUUGCUAUGCCAUGGGUCGAAGUUGCGGCUGUCAAUCUGGCUACACAUGGGUCGAGCAGUGGAAAUGGAAGGACCUCAUUCACAAGUACGAAGAAUGGCGUGCCCAAAUCAUCAACAUUGACGGCCAUGUGAACGAAAAGACACCCCUCCCGCUGCAGGAGGAGCGAAGAUAUCUUGGCAAGAAGACUCUGGCCCAGGUCUGCCAGGAGCAAUUACGGAUUAGGCCAUUUGUCGACAUCAAAAACCCGCAGCCAGAGAGCGCAUCCGAUGACGAGGAGCCUAUCGUGGACGAGUACGGCAAUGUCAGGAAAGUUGCGAAGAAAAAGUCAAAGCAAUGGCUGGCAAAGCACAAAUCAUGCCACUUUUGCCUCCAUCGGCACCCAAAGUGGAAAAUGGCGUUUUGCUCGAGCUGCGACUUGGCAUAUUGCUACGGAACGCUGUUCCGUGCACACGACAUGAUGCCAAUAAUUGUCAUGGAAGCCUACAACUGGAAAUGCCCGCACUGCUUGAGGGUUUGCAAUACGGGUGCUUGCCGGCGUGAUCCCAGACAGCACCCUUAUGAGCCGAAAGGAACUCUGCUCGGCCAUGAUACAAAGAAGGUGGCCGACGUUCGUUCAGUUGAAUGCCUCGUUGACUUUAGUGUCUCCAAUCUGAAUUGGCUACGAGAAGAAGAGGGUAUGGCCCAAAACGCGAUGCAACGCCGAAUGCAGCAAGCAGAGAUGGAAAAGAGGGUGGACCCCUCACUCGAUGCACGAUAUAUGGAGGAGGACGAUCGUGCCAACACAAGAUAUGGAAUCAUUUACUCGCCUGUCCAGGAUACUAACGGGCUCACUAACGCCAAUGGCGGUGGCUUUGGUGCCACAUAUCUUGCUGGGGGUGCCAACAGUGAAUCCUACUACCAUGAUCCCGACCUGGGUGCAGAGAUUCCGCGUCUUGGUCAGAAGCGCCGCGGCGGCGAAUAUGAUGACGCAGACGAGUACCAGCGGCGGCCCAAAUCAAAGAAGCCGAAGAGAGACGAAACAUACUCUCUGCAGCCAAAGACUGCGCCAGGCAAGCAGUACCAGAAAGAGGUGCAGAGGAAGCUGCUCGAUGAGGCCAAGCGCGAAGACAGGCUUAUCAUGGUUGCCGCCAAGAUGAAGGGUAAAUCGAAGAUUGUCAAACUGUCCUUGGCCACGGGCCAUCUUGAUAGGAUCCGCCAGAGACCAGUGCCGGACCGCCCACAAGUUGUGCGAGAGCUUGCUCUCGAAGAAACGGAUCCCUCAAACGGCGUGCAGUCAAUAUUACAGUCUGAUGUGCUGCAGGAGUCUGGUGCUCCCAAGAGCGCGGCAGAGAAGGAGAAGGACGCAAAGACAUACCGUGUUCGUGUAGAAGAUGAUGGGGCUUACUCGACCAGAAAGCGUAAUACAGAGAUUAGCGGACCUGCAAAGCCUGGCAGGCCUCGGGGCUCGAAACGAUUUGAAGAGAUUACACUUGAUUCGGAUGACGAGUUUGCUGCUGAAGACGAAGAGCCUGAAUACAUCAGUCGACCACGUGGUCGUGCGUCAACAUGGCUGGCGCGGAAGAACGAGGGCGAGGAAGAUCUGCCAACCGAGUUGCCUGCAGAUUUCCGAGAUGGUACCAUAAGGCCUGAUCGUGAGAGAGCCAAGAAUCGUCGACAGCCUCUGCCUCCAAAACCCAAGGCUGGCAUCCGACCUACUGAAGGGCCACCUGCAAAUGGAGGUCACGACAGCACUGUCGAUACUUCUGGAAUCGGGUCUGAUGAAGACGGUAUUCAUGAAGAAGACAAUGAGGCGGAUGAGGUAUUCAUGCUCGCACAGCAAGCCGAAGCCGCUGCCACUGCCGCUGCCACUGCCGUUAUCGCUGCCCUAGAAAUGCAGCGGAAAAAGAAAGAGACCAAAGCGCGAGAGGCGGAAGCACGAGAGGCGGAAGCGCGAGAGGCUGAAGCACAAGAGGCCGAAGACAAUCUCCGCGCGAAGCUAGCCCUCUUCCCUGGAUCGGACGACGAUGAAGGAAUCAUGGACGGCUUCCUGGGCGACCUAGGUAUUGAAGAUGAGUCUUUUGGAGAUGUAGUGCAACCCGAACCUGAAGCUAGCAUAGCAGAGCCUGCACCGGACGGUCCUCCUCAGUCUACCAACUCGAUUCUAAGUGGGCUGAAUGGCAAAAAGAUCAAAAUCGUUGGAUCAUCUAAUCGGGCCAACAACGGGCCUACGGUCACUAUUCCUGUGCCGUCAAAAUUCACUCCUGUGAACAAGAGGUCGCAGGCAAUCAAUGUGUCGGACACGGAGAGCGAAGACGAGAUUCCUGCAGCUGCACCGCCUCCAAAACGACCUGUUGGUAGACCGCCUGGUCGUCCUUCAAUGGUGCCCACGAGGGGCUCCAGUUCGGGGAGGGGAAGGGGGAGAGGACGUGGACGUGGACGAGGACGAGGACGCCCAAAGGCGACGACAUAGCAUGGCAUUGAAUGGCCCAGGACUGCACGAGUGAGGAGCCAUGUUUUUGCUUGUACACUUCUAUACAUUGUUCAUUGAGCGAGGCAUGGUCGAAAGGAAGUCAGCUUCUCAUGGUUUCUCUGUAGACAGUAUACUUGACGUGUGCCGUUGAUAGGUCAACAUAGCCAUGGAGGAAGAUGGUGACUUGCUGGAUCAUUCUGGUUGGCAUAUGAAU
This is a messenger RNA of Exserohilum turcica Et28A, 4072 nucleotides long. RefSeq lists its product as uncharacterized. NCBI's taxonomy places the organism in Eukaryota, Fungi, Ascomycota, Dothideomycetes, Pleosporales, Pleosporaceae. The record is from RefSeq and is a predicted model, not a curated record. The coding region runs from base 1 to 3858 and encodes 1285 amino acids. The transcript has 2 exons.